Molecule: messenger RNA, 1601 nt
Organism: Penicilliopsis zonata CBS 506.65
Lineage: Eukaryota; Fungi; Ascomycota; Eurotiomycetes; Eurotiales; Aspergillaceae
Exons: 3
Coding region: 420-1454 (344 amino acids)
Source: RefSeq, a predicted model, not a curated record
ACACUCCGAGAGUGACCUAUCUGACCUGGUGUGUCACCUCUAGAAGCUAGAAGUCCUUGUUUUUUUCGCCGCUGUGCAGGGCGCCUGUGCUCUGGGACGCUGGGGAUUCCAACCAAGAAGAGAGGGAAAAAAAACCCCUCUUCUCUCGCUGCUCGUCUGCAUCGCUCCGGGGCAAUAUAACGCGAUCUCGCAUACCGCAACUUCAAAAUAGACGUCACCUUCCGUUUGAGACUCCUCCCAAUUGGCUCCCCUAGACAAAUCGAUCUUCAGCGUGCAAAUCCCUCAUAACACGCCGUACGGAGCUCCGUAGGGCACCUCGCUCAGGGGAAUCCGCUCGUGCUCCACUCCGGGAUCCAGCCUGCUGGCGCAAGGUACUCUCAACGAACCUGGAUGGAAGCGAUAGAUCUACACCGCCAUCCAUGACUCAAUCACAUCCUUAUUCCCACCCUGCCCAUCGUCGGGCUCUGUCUGCCUCGUCGCAUGUCUUCAAGUCGCCGGCGCUGAGAUCCUCCCAUCCAGCGAUCCACCGCAACAAAGGGUCUUCUUCCAUCUCCAAGCUUGGCCCUGGUUUAGUAGGCCAUUCUAGAUCCCUCGACUUGACCGCUGCCACCGGCGACGACGUCGACGACGACACACAAUCCGAGAUGGCCACCAGUUUCUUGAAUUUCUGCGCCAUGUGUGAGAGACAAAUCACCGUGCCUGACAAUUCUCUCCUGUAUUGCAGCGAAAGUUGCCGCCGCAAAGAUUCGUGCAAGCCUCUCUCCGCCUCCCUUCCAUCUAUGGCUUCUUCCUCUUUCACCAUCACUGCCACCACACCUCCCUCAUCGCCCCCUCUCUCGCCUCGCAUAAUUGUCGCGCCUAUGACUCCCACCAGAGCUCCCACCGGGUCGAUUCCCGCCAUCCGGAUACCCACAGACCUGCACAUGGUCUGUUCGGAUCCUGAUCCCACUGAAUGGAAGCCUGUAAUAUCCAUCCGGCCCGCGGCGGCCAGCUCGCGGGCCUCGUCCGAAGCCUGGCAGUUCCUGUCACGCUUCCACGGCGAACACGCGCCCGUGAAGCUUCCAGAGCGUCGUCCCGAUGCCGCCGGCCACCGAAGCACAGCCAGUCUGUCAACGCUGGCCAAUGGCCCCGCCGCCACCACGCUGCCCUCGCUCGCCCACUCCCCCACGACCCCAACAUCCUCCUAUAGCAGCAGCAGUUCGUCUGACUAUAUGAGCUAUGCGCCCGAGCUGAUCCAUCGCCCCCUACCCCCGCGCCACCAUAGCUCCAACGCGGUCAAGGGCGUGGAGCUGGUCGUUCCACACUUUGACGUGGCCAGCGAGGACGUCGUCGCCUUCGAGGUGUCUAACGGCGGGUCCUUGUUCCCUGCGAGCAGUGCUCUGUGGGAGGAGGUCCCCACCAAGAACGGGCCUGUCAUCUCAGUGGCUCCUGUAUAUGAGGUUUCUGAGGCGUGAUCGGAUGGCUCAUUCUCUCUCUCUCUCUCUCUUUUUAGCUGGCGGUUAGGCAAGAAAAUGUGACUUGCUGGAAUGAACUCCUUCUACAUCAUUCGGCACUAGACUAGAUAAAAUCAUAUGGAGUACAUGGUACUCUGCAAUACCUUU